Molecule: messenger RNA, 1946 nt
Organism: Klebsormidium nitens
Lineage: Eukaryota; Viridiplantae; Streptophyta; Klebsormidiophyceae; Klebsormidiales; Klebsormidiaceae
Source: the annotation of a GenBank genome assembly
GGCAAAAUCCUCGAUGCUUUGAAUUUCCUUGCAGGCGCCACAGCAUUGGUGAAGAGGGGUUUUCAACCUCGAGAAUCUUAGUCCAGCUCCAGUAAAUGAAUCUCUUCUGAUACAUCUGGGCCUCAUGUUGCAACAGCUCGAGCCGCUCGUAUCGGGGCUCGUCAACUUCCAGCAUUCCAUGGGAAUCUUCCGGGGCCUGGCCGCGCCCUCCAAUCAGCAUGCAGCGGCGUUGGCCAUCGGGGUGGGGGUUGCCUUGGUUGCAGGAGUGGCAGGCGUCUACAUCAUACAGGGCCAAACCCCCUGGAGCAGCACGAAACGGCGGCCCAAGCCCUUGACCGCCGAAGACUGGAAAAACGCAUUCGACGGCGACGGCCGGUUGCUUAACAACGGUGCGCAAGUUAUUGGACGAGUCCGGCGCGGGGGGGUGGCUCCCGAGAUCCGGUCCGAGGUUUGGCCGUUCCUUCUGGGGGUGCAUGAGCUAGACAGCACGGAGGGCGAGCGGAAGAAGAAGGAACCAGAGCGGAGGAGGAAGUUUGCGCGGCUGAGGAAGCAGGUGGAGGCGUUGAGUCAGCGGAUCAAGGAAGAGGCUGUAAGGAAGGAGAAAGAGGAGGAGGUGGCAGCUUUACAGAGGGAAGCAAAGAGAAAUCGAAACCAAGCCGAGGAGGGUGCGUUGGUUGCUAAUGGGACGGGGGCCGAUGGAAAGGAAGGACGGGAGAGCGGUCAAAAGGAAAGAAGUGUCGGGAUGGAAAGUAGCUUCGAGUCGACCACUCAGAACUCAGACCGACAUCAAACUGAUGCCCAGUCAGGGGAUCCCUCCCCAGCCAAAGCGCGGGACGGGUCGGACAGUGCGUCGGCGUCAAGGGAGAUGGAUGCAACGGAAACAGGCGGCGCUGACGAUUUGGCAAAACCUGGUACGAGCCCCCUGAAAACUUCAAACCCCUCGGAAAGUUCAAAGCCCUCGGAAACGGGAAACCCCAAACCACCCGAAGACGCCCAGGCCCUGGAAGAGUUCCAGACGUGGCUGCGCAUCAUCCGCUUGGACGCCGUCCGGAUGAACGCCGCGUGGAUUCCGUACGCGCCCGCGCAGGCGGCCUGCGACCCCGGGAGAGCGGAAGAGAUGGCGCGUGCGGUGGGGCUCGAGAACGACGAGCACCUGGAGCCCGCGCGGCGCGCGCACGCCGCACGCCUAGUUGCGAUCCUGGAGGCGUAUGCGGUUUACGACAAGGAGACGGGGUACUGCCAGGGGAUGAGCGAUCUGCUGUCGCCGUUUGUGGCGCUGAUCGAAAGUGACGCAGAGGCGUUUUGGUGCUUCCAGAGGUUGAUGAAGACGGCGAAGCACAACUUCCGCAUCGACGAGCGGGGCAUCCGCGGGCAGUUGGACCGAAUCGCCGCCAUUCUGGAGCACGGCGACCCGGAACUCUACCAGCAUCUUGCAAAGAUUGGCGCGGGGGACUGCAUCUUCGCAUAUCGUAUGGUCGUCGUCCUCUUCCGGCGGGAGCUCAGCUUCGAGCAGACGCUGUGUCUGUGGGAGGUUUGUUGGGCCGAUGCUCUGGCGGCCGAACAGAUUGAAUCCGUUGCGAAAGCGGCCAGCAUGGUCGGCGGGACCGUUGAGCAAAGCUCCGGUCAGAAGAAGGCUACCAAGGAGCUUCUCCUCUAUGCCAUAGCAGCGGCCGUGAGGCAAAGGAGGAGAAAGAUACUUGAUGAGUGCUCGGCCAUGGAUGAAGCCUUGAGAGAGUGCAAUGCCAUGGCAAAUAACAUAGAUCUGUGGAGGACGCUGCAAGAUGCAAGGGCGCUCGUACAGAUAUGCGCUAAAAAGUAGGGUUGGAUGAAAUGAUUGGUGCGUCGUAUAUUUCUUUGAGGCUGGGCCGUUGCCGCAUGCGAUUUGUACAAGUAAACAACCUGAUAUCAAUCAUCAUCACUUCCGUCCUUCUAGCGGCAACCCUAGU